UGAGAUUAUUAGUUUAUGUCAGGUUUUUUCCAGUCCUAUGCAGUUGAAGUAGAUAUAAAGGAUGCUUCUAAUGCUACGUGCCUGUAUGCAAAUUGGAUGAUGAGGUUCUUGAUAACAUAUGAAUCAAACAAUGGUGAUUAUAAAAACACAACUCUGAAUUUGUCAUCGAAUGUGACACACAAUGGAAGCAUCUGUGGCAAUGACACACAAGCUGCCCUUGUGGCAGUGCAGUUUGGAGACGGUCAUUCUUGGAGCAUUAAUGUCACAAAAAACAAUGAAACUUACCAGGGGGAGUUCAUCACACUGACCUACAACACCAAUGACACGACUGUAUUUCCUGAUGCUAAAAGAAAAGGACCAGUUACUGUUCUUAUGAAGGAUCCUUCGCCUCCAGUUCAACUGAAUACUGUCUACGUGUGUCAUAAUUCCUACUUAAUUGAAGCAGAAAACACAACGCAGAUUUUCUGGAAUGUUACUAUGCAGGCUUUUGUUCAGAAUGGCACAGUCAGUAAAAAAGAGUCUAGAUGUGCUGCUGAUACACCUACUUCUGCACCUAGUGUUCCACCUACUAUUGCCAAUGUAACUACUGCAUCUACCACUACUUUGUCUCCUGCUCCAACAACUACUCCCACACCUGUGGAGAAUCCAGACACGGGAAACUACUCUCUUAAAAGUGGAAAUAAAACUUGUUUCCUGGCGACUGUGGGGCUGCAACUGAAUGUUUCUCAAGACAAGCCUCUUCUGAUCAACAUCAAUCCAAAGACAACUAUCGCAGAUGGUGCCUGUGGUAACACAACAGCCACUCUGAAAUUGAAUGAUCGAAAUAGCACACUGAUUGGUUUCACAUUUGCUGUUAAAAAUACAAGUGCAAGUGUACAAAAAUUUUAUCUGAGGGAGGUGAAUGUUACGCUGCUCAACCGUCUGAAUGGUUCUGUCAUUUCAAGUGCAGAUAACAGCAAUUUCAGCAAGUGGGAUGCUUUCCUUGGUAGCUCUUACAUGUGCCGAAAAGAGCAAACUCUUCAGAUCAAUGAGGAUGUUCAAGUACAUACUUUUAAUCUAUGGAUUCAGCCAUUCCUUGUGGAGGCAAAUAAGUUUGCUACAGCUGAAGAAUGCAUUGCUGAUUCUGAUCUGAACUUUCUUAUUCCCAUCGCAGUGGGUGUGGCACUUGGAUUCCUUAUCAUUCUUGUCUUUAUAUCUUACAUCAUUGGAAGAAGAAAAAGUCGUACUGGCUAUCAGUCUGUAUAAUCUCUUAAUUCCAUCUCUGUCGCCCACCUUCCCUGUUCUUUUCCCUUUCCCAGACUUCCUGACCUGCUCCUUAAAAGAAAAAAGAGAAACAAAUUAAUUCAAGGUUUCUUUAUUUUAAAAAAUUAAAAUCACUUCAUGACGGAAUACCAAUCACUUCAUGACAGACUAACAUACCAUGAGUCUGAAGAUGAGUUGCAGAAGCUACUGUAUGACUUUGGAGAAAGUAAGUGUUCUGAGGACCAGAGAAUUGAGCAGAGUUUGUGUGUCCCUCUGGGAAAUGUGAUUAUUUUUAGAAAAGAAGACAUCUACGAAACUUUCUGUUGUUUAAUCUUUCUAUACAAGAAAAUGUAUAGAUGCCUACAGCUUAUCUUGGUUAAUGCUACAGCUAAAACUGUAAAGUGUGAAUGCUGUGUCAAAAGGGACUGCACUUGCAGUGGGAAAAUAAAUACCCAGCUCUCAACAGAUUUCUGUUGGGAACUUGGCAUAUGGCUUUUGUUCUGAAUCAGCCUGAGUUUCCUAUUCUUUCUAAAUGUAAAAGUAGUACCUGAUCUCACUAGUACCCAGACAUAAUAUAAGAAGAAUAUCUGAUUCUUAUAUAAAUUAAUUUGUUUAGCAUCAUAUGGAGAAGCUGACUACUAAUGUUAGUUGGGUAGCUUUGCACUACCAUGGUGUCUUAAUUUGCCAAGAUAAGGUUCAGGUCUGGAGAACUUUGGCUGCUCAGAAAAGGCAACAGUCUGCUGAAGGAAAUGUCUCCUGUGCUAUUUCGUUGAAUUGCAUUUUUCCUUUUGUUCUGAGCUCAAUUGUGAAAUGAGGGUGGGAGGCUGGAAUUUCACUAGCUGCAGUUUCUCUCAGCUUUGAUUCUGAACAUAAAAGAAACUACACAGCGUUGGUCCAUGUGAGACUCAAAAGUAUUUUGAGAGCACUCAGACUGACUAAGAACACAGAUGGCUCAGAGAUUCCUGCAGUACUUUUGGACAGCUUUCAUAGGUUAACAGGAUCAAUGAGAAGCUGUGAUCUCUGAAUGCAAGUGGAGAUACAAAACCUUUCAGGUUUGAUAGAAUUAAUCUGCUUUUAACCUCCUCAUUAUUGCUGUCUCAGUGUAAGACCACAAAAUCUCUAGCAUGAGGAAUGCUGAUCAUAAAGCAGAAGUGAAUAUAUGUAUAGUGAAGAAAGGAACUUCCAAAGGAAUAAGAGCAUCUUACCUGUUUGAAGAUGCUUUUUUUGUUAUUAGUGCCAUACCUUUGCAAUUCUAUGUUCCAUAUCUAAACUGUACCAAAAUAUAAUUUAGUAGUUUGUGGCUGUGUUCUGCUUCGUUCCCAUCAGGUUCAUGUUGAUGGAAUGAAAGAAGCCUCUCGCUCUUUAAAGUUUUUUGGUCCAUUUUGGCAAAAGCCUAUUGCAGCCAAUAAACCCUGAGGGCACACAAAGUUCUGUCCUCUGCAGCAGGUGUUUACCAAAGCUGCUUCAAUAUUUAAUCUCUUUGUGCAUUGACCUUGUAUCCAUGUUGUGGAGCAAGCACCUUCAGUAAUUCACACACACAGAGGUGGCAGUCAACACCGAUGUUUAAGCAACUCACAAUAGCUGUAUGUUCAGGAAAGGAGGUUUUCCAAAGAGUUAGUUUUGAUGUUUGAGAAAUACCUGUACAUUCAAUUAUUCUUGUCCUCACAGUGACCAAAGAUACACUCUACCUGAUUCUGACAAAAAUGAUUCCAUAGUACAAGUGGGUUCUUGGAUCAAGCUGGUUUGUUUUUUUUUUAAGGAAUGUAAUUAAAUUCUGCUUGAGUUGGACUGUGUGCUUUAGGUUUGGUUGUCUUGGUCUCUUAUAUUGUACCUCUGCUCUCACAAUACUUGAUUUCCCUGCCAGUGCUAAAUGGAAUUAUUUCAGGUGGCAUUUUAUGAGUACACCCACUUGUCAGUGUGGUGCUUCUCUGCUGCCAGCAGAUGGAUCACAGCUAUGUUCUCAUGCUGAGAUUGCAGACUGAAGUAUUUAAUAUCACUUUUGCUAGGCUAUCUCAGUGAAAUGUGGUCAUUUCCUAGAUGCAGACACAUACACAUAUAUAUAUAUUUUGUAUAUACAUAGGAAGUAUUAUUUUGAGCUUCAAGAGAAGUCAAAAAUUGAUCCAGCACUUUAAGGUUGUGGCAGCAUGAAGAGUGGUGUGUACAAUUUUUCACAUCUUAAAAAUGACUGUACAAAUAUGCUGACAGCAGAAUAUGUGCAUGGAAAAUAAAGUUAAUUAUUGAGUUAUAAAGCUUUGUUUUAGUGUAAGUAGACAUAAAUGCCAUUUCUGAGAGCUUUUCCAGAGGGAUUGUCAAUGUGCUUGGAUCUGGAUGUUUGUGGGGAAA
Messenger RNA from Ficedula albicollis (Collared flycatcher), 3585 nucleotides. It is a transcript of the gene LAMP2, whose product is annotated as lysosomal associated membrane protein 2. Gene Ontology annotation, biological process: autophagosome maturation; cellular response to starvation; protein targeting to lysosome involved in chaperone-mediated autophagy. The record is from RefSeq and is a predicted model, not a curated record. Gene Ontology annotation, cellular component: autophagosome membrane. The coding region runs from base 16 to 1245 and encodes 409 amino acids. The transcript is spliced from 10 exons. Lineage: Eukaryota; Metazoa; Chordata; Aves; Passeriformes; Muscicapidae.